AGGGAGGCAACUGUUUUGUAUCUUGGAAGCCCUGGGUUAGAGAGGGGGAGGAGGAGCGGAGAAUGAGCUAUUCUUGUACCAGCAGAGGCAACAGCCAGGACCCAUCAACCGCUAAGAAGCCUGCCGGUAAUAAUCCGGGCAGAGACACCGGAGGCAAGGACAGCAGCAGUAACGGCAGCCCGAAGCAAACGGCGGCGAUGAAAGUGAAGAAAGGCUGCAACUCGACCGACGUGGGAGUCCCGGUGACCACGGAGGAGGACCUGCUCGGCAGCGCGGUGAUCACACCGGAGGAUGUUCUGGGCUUGCAGAAGAUCACAGAGAAUUAUCUGUGCAGCCCAGACGAGAACAUCUACAACAUUGACUUCACCAGGUUCAAGAUCAGAGACAUGGAGACCUCCACAGUGCUGUUUGAAAUCACUAAACCUCCAUCAACAGACAAAGCAGGGGAGAGGAGGGACAUUGACCCAAAUGCCGGCCGAUUUGUCCGUUACCAGUUCACCCCCGCUUUUCUCAGACUGCGGCAAGUUGGAGCCACGGUUGAGUUCACGGUCGGAGACAUGCCGAUAGAAAACUUCAGGAUGAUCGAGAGACAUUAUUUCAGAGAGAAGUUGCUCAAGAGUUUUGACUUUGAGUUUGGCUUCUGCAUGCCCAGCAGCAAGAACACCUGUGAACACAUCUACGAAUUCCCACCUCUGUCUGAAGACAUCAUCAGAGAGAUGGUCCUGCACCCAUACGAGACACAGUCCGACAGCUUCUACUUUGUGGACAAUAAGCUGGUGAUGCACAACAAGGCAGACUACUCGUACAACGGCGGGACGUAGAGAGGACGCGCUGACACAAGAGACAGGUGGAUGUACGGACU
Molecule: messenger RNA, 862 nt
Organism: Plectropomus leopardus (leopard coralgrouper)
Lineage: Eukaryota; Metazoa; Chordata; Actinopteri; Perciformes; Serranidae
Gene: unc119a2
Product: unc-119 lipid binding chaperone a2
Biological process (GO): mitotic cytokinesis; negative regulation of caveolin-mediated endocytosis; visual perception
Cellular component (GO): centrosome; intercellular bridge; spindle pole
Molecular function (GO): lipid binding
Source: RefSeq, a predicted model, not a curated record